This is a messenger RNA of Austrofundulus limnaeus, 2200 nucleotides long. It is a transcript of the gene parp1, whose product is annotated as poly (ADP-ribose) polymerase 1. The record is from RefSeq and is a predicted model, not a curated record. Lineage: Eukaryota; Metazoa; Chordata; Actinopteri; Cyprinodontiformes; Rivulidae. Gene Ontology annotation, molecular function: zinc ion binding; NAD+ poly-ADP-ribosyltransferase activity; DNA binding. Gene Ontology annotation, cellular component: nucleolus; nucleus. Gene Ontology annotation, biological process: double-strand break repair; protein poly-ADP-ribosylation.
UCCUUUCGGAAGCACGCGGGCUACGGUGGCCGCUCUGCUUCUCCUUCUAGUGUGUAACGGUUGUAGCGAGAAAGUUUUGUCUCUCUCUGCGCAGCUAUCGCUUCAUUUUGUGUGAUAUUUUUUCAAAGAACCAUGGCCGACUCCCAGGACGACAAGCUGUACCGGGCGGAAUACGCAAAGAGCGGCCGGGCCUCGUGCAAGGAGUGCAAAGAAAGCAUCGCUAAAGACUCGCUAAGGAUGGCCAUCAUGGUGCAGUCCCCGAUGUUUGACGGGAAAGUCCCGCACUGGCACCACUUCUCCUGCUUCUGGCAGCGAGCGGCAGCUCAGUCUCCGGCAGACAUCACCGGCUUCUCUGACCUCCGCUGGGACGACCAAGAAAAGGUUAAAAAGGCCAUUGAGGGCGGAGGAGCUGCAGGAGGAAAGGGCGGUGCGAAGGGUGCAGCCAAAGGACAGAAGACUCUGAACAACUUUGCGGUGGAAUACGCCAAGUCCAACCGCAGCACGUGCAAAGGCUGCGAGCAGAAAAUCGAAAAGGAUCAGAUCCGCGUCUCCAAAAAAAUGGUGGACCCCGAGAAGCCUCAGCUGGGUCUGAUCGACCGCUGGUACCACACGGCGUGCUUCGUGAGCCGCAGGGAAGCGCUGGAUUUUAAGCCCGAAUACGGCGCCGACCUGCUGAAGGGGUUCGGCGCGCUGCGGGCGGAGGACAAGGACGAGCUGAAGAAGAGGCUCCCCGUCGUCAAGUCGGAAGGACAAACCUCUCACCGACAUGAAGCUGCUGGCUGUUGGGAAGCUGUCAAAGAACAAAGACGAGCUGAAAGCUGCCGUCGAGGCGUUGGGAGGGAAGAUUACAGGAACCUCCACUGAGGCCUCUCUCUGUCUCAGCUCCAAGAAGGAGGUGGAGAAGAUGAGUAAGAAGAUGGAGGAGAUUAAGGACGCCGGCGUGCGUGUGGUUUCUGAGGAUUUUCUCACGGACAUCAAAUCGUCGGGCAAAGCUCUGCAGGAGCUGAUCUCUCUGCACACUAUCUCACCCUGGGUUGCAGAGGUUAAAGCUGAAGCUCAGGCUCCGUCCAUUAGCUCCAAGUCUGGAGCCCCNAAAAAAGAAGAAAAUCGAAUAAAGCUGAAUUAUUACAAGAAUCUCAGCAAGACCCGAYGUGAUUUUCCUACAGCGGGAGGGGAAAUUUUGAGGAUUUCUUCUCUCUAUACACGUUUUAAAACGCUAUAUUUCUUCAUUUAUUUUCACUAUCUUUCAAACUCCUCCUGCUCAGUUGAUCUGUCGUCUGCUCAUAGGUACUGGGUGUUCAGGUCCUGGGGCAGAGUGGGGACCACUAUUGGAGGCAACAAGUUGGACAAAUUCCAUGACAAAAACUCUGCUAUGGAUAAUUUCCUUAGUGUUUACAAGGAGAAAACGGGAAACGAGUGGGGCUCCUCCAACUUCACCAAGUAUCCCAAUAGGUUCUACCCUCUGGAGAUUGACUACGGACAGGAUGAGGAGGCAGUGAAACAGUUGACCGCUAGCGCUGGCACCAAGUCCAAGCUGCACAAACCGGUUCAGGACCUGAUCAAGAUGAUCUUUGAUGUGGAGAGCAUGAAGAAGGCCAUGGUGGAGUUUGAGAUUGACCUCCUGAAGAUGCCUCUUGGUAAACUGAGUAAAAGGCAGAUCCAGAGCGCCUACGCUCUCCUGACUGAAGUUCAGAAGGCUGUAUCAGACUGUGAACCUGAGGCACAGAUCAUCGAUCUUUCCAACCGCUUCUACACCCUCAUCCCUCACGACUUCGGCAUGAAGAAUCCCCCUUUGCUGAACAACCUGGACUGCAUUCAGGCGAAAGUGGAGAUGUUGGACAACCUGUUGGACAUCGAAGUGGCGUACAGCCUGCUGAGAGGAGGCGCUCAGGACAACGAGCAUGAUCCCAUCGACAGCAACUACGAGAAGCUCAGAACCAAGAUCGAGGUUGUGGACAAGAGCACGCAGGAGGCGGAGGUCAUUAUUCAGUACGUGAAGAACACGCAUGCUGCUACGCACAACACGUACACGCUGGAAGUGCAGGAAAUCUUCAAAGUAGCUCGAGAGGGGGAGUACCAACGGUACAGUCCCUUCGAGGAGCUGCACAACCGGCAGCUGCUGUGGCACGGCUCUCGCACCACAAACUACGCCGGGAUUUUGUCUCAGGGUCUUCGUAUCGCACCUCCUGAAGCCCCGGUG